CGCACCAUGUCGCCCAGGCGCAAAUAUGCGUGUGUAGGUCAGGGACGCGGUGGCCAAGCGGACCGUCCAGGCUGUGCGUGAUGAGGACUCAGGUAGUGGAAUUUUUGCCCAAAAAGGAGACACCACGAAUAACGGCAUCAGCAAGGAGAGUGCGUGUCAUGUGUUGCAAGCUUUCAGAGAUUCAGAUUCGCUCCACGCUGCUCACAAACGGAUAAGAAGCGCUUGGGGGUGGUCGAUAACAACAACAACAACAAAAUCGCCCCACUCCCCCCCAAAAACUGGAUUUGUUUAAUUUGCACUUAGUGUCAUAAUGGACAGGUUGCACUCGUCCAUGCGUAAAAGGCUGUAUAGUUUGCCCCAGCACAUCGGGCACAAAUCCUCCAUCAUGGGUGAAGGAGAAGACGCAGACAAGGACACGCGGAGGAAGAGCAUCAGGAUGAAGCCCCUGCCGUCGCCCACCUCCGGGGGAAGUUGCAAAGCCAUCGGGGAGACCAAGAGCGGCGAGUCGGCCAUCAUGGAGACGGACAUCGGGAGACCCAUGAAGACCAGCUCUAACGGAGACUGCCGGAGGUUCAGGGGCAGCCUCUCGUCCAUCACCAGCCGCCAUGUGCACGACUCGGACUCGGCGGAGGAGAGGCGCCUCAUCACCGAGGGGGACGUCACCCCCAGCGAGGAGAGCCCACCGGGAGCUAUCGGCGAGGUGGCCCCGGAGCAAGGCGCGCAAGGCGGCGGCGGCGGUGGAGGAGGCGCCGGCGGAGGAAGUGGUAGCAGCGGUGACGCUCCUCCGAACGAAUCCCAAGCGGACGCCCAGUCCGGGUUCAUAAAGUUGGAUGGAAUUGAUCAGAUCUUACCGGACGAUGAGCGGUUGUACCAGGCCGGCUUCAUGCACCGGCAGUUCGGGGCCAUGCUUCAACCCGGGGUCAACAAGUUCUCCCUGAGGAUGUUUGGAAGUGAGAAGGCGGUCGAGAGGGAGCAGGAGCGGGUUAAAUCCGCCGGAUAUUGGAUUAUUCACCCCUACAGUGAUUUCAGGUUUUACUGGGACUUGACCAUGCUGCUGUUAAUGGUGGGCAACCUCAUCAUUAUCCCCGUAGGCAUCACAUUCUUCAAGGACGAGCACACGCCCCCCUGGAUUGUCUUCAAUGUGGUCUCCGACACCUUCUUUCUCAUGGACCUGGUGCUCAACUUCAGAACGGGCAUCGUCAAGGAGGACAACACGGAGAUCAUCCUAGACCCGCAGGAGAUCAAGAUCAAGUACUUGCGGAGCUGGUUCGUGGUGGACUUCAUCUCCUCCAUUCCAGUGGACUACAUCUUCCUCAUCGUGGAGACUCGCAUCGACUCGGACUUCUACAAGACGGCGCGUGCCUUGCGGAUCGUGCGCUUCACCAAGAUUCUCAGUUUGCUGCGACUACUGCGUCUCUCGAGACUCAUUCGGUAUAUUCAUCAAUGGGAAGAGAUCUUCCACAUGACCUAUGACCUGGCCAGCGCCAUGGUGAGAAUUGUCAACCUCAUCGGCAUGAUGCUGCUCCUCUGUCACUGGGAUGGCUGCCUGCAGUUCCUGGUGCCAAUGCUGCAGGACUUCCCCGCUGAUUGCUGGGUGUCCAAAAAUAAGAUGGUGAACGACACGUGGGGCCAGCAGUACUCCUACGCGCUCUUCAAAGCCAUGAGCCACAUGCUGUGCAUCGGCUACGGCAUGUACCCCCCGGUGGGCAUGACCGACGUGUGGCUGACCAUCCUCAGCAUGAUCGUGGGCGCCACCUGCUACGCCAUGUUUGUGGGCCACGCCACCGCCCUCAUCCAGUCGCUGGACUCCUCGCGGCGGCAGUACCAGGAGAAGUACAAGCAAGUGGAGCAAUACAUGUCCUUCCACAAGCUGCCUGCAGACAUGAGGCAAAGAAUCCAUGACUACUAUGAGCACCGCUACCAGGGCAAGAUGUUCGAUGAGGAGAGCAUCCUCGGAGAGCUGAACGAGCCGCUCAGAGAGGAAAUCAUCAACUUCAACUGUCGAAAGCUGGUGGCGUCCAUGCCUCUGUUCGCCAACGCCGACCCCAACUUUGUCACCUCCAUGCUCACCAAGCUCAAGUUUGAGGUGUUCCAGCCUGGGGAUUACAUCAUCAGAGAGGGCACCAUAGGCAAGAAAAUGUACUUCAUCCAGCACGGAGUGGUCAGCGUGCUCACCAAGGGGAGCAAAGAGACCAAGCUGUCGGACGGCUCCUAUUUUGGCGAGAUCUGUUUACUGACUCGAGGCAGAAGGACAGCAAGCGUCCGGGCGGAAACGUACUGUCGCCUGUACUCGCUGUCGGUGGACAACUUCAAUGAGGUGCUGGAGGAGUAUCCCAUGAUGAGACGGGCCUUUGAGACAGUUGCUCUGGACAGACUGGACAGGAUUGGCAAGAAAAACUCCAUCCUGCAGCAUAAGGUGCAGCAUGACCUCAGCUCUGGCGUCCUCAACUACCAAGAGAAUGAGAUCAUCCAGCAGAUUGUGCAGCAUGACAGGGACAUGGCCCACUGUGCCCACCUCUUGCAAAAUGCCCCUCCGCAGACGCCUCCAUCUCCUACCCCUGUCAUCUGGGCCCCGCUGAUCCAGGCACCUCUCCAGGCAGCAGCCGCCACCACCUCAGUGGCCAUCGCCCUAACACAUCAUCCCCAUCUGCCGUCAACUCUUUUCAGGCCCCCGGUUUCUGUUCUAGGGUCCUUAAAGGACCCUCCCAGUCGGCAAAAGAAGUUCCACACAUUUGGUCCUUCAUCACCAGCUCCUGGUUCUGCUGGAGAUUCCCCUGCCAGCACACCUUCAAAAAUACGCUCUGGGGUGGACAUGUCAUUGCUUUCCUCUUUUCAGGCUCAGCAUGUGGCAUCAGGUUCAGUGACAGCUAGCUCCAACCAACAGGGUGAAGAUAGUGGAAGCCAGUGUGGACAGAAUGAUACAAGGUCAGGAUUUAGUGCGAGUGGGACCUCAGCAUUUUCUCGCAGACUGUAUUCAUCUUCUGGUUCACCCUCAUCAAGUAUGGCCCAGCUACACUCACAACCACAGCAUCAGCAGCCUUUUCGCUCAACUACCCCACCUUUGUCAAAUCUCUUCCACCAGGGAUCAACAGGUGGAAGCACAGGGUCAGGAAUAAGUGGGAGCGCAGUUGGAGCCUGUGCCAGUGCAUCAGACUGGCCUUCAGGUGGAGCAGUAGGGGGUUCUAUGGAAGGGGAUGGUGGAGGGGACAAUGCAUGGGCUGCCGAUGUCUUUACAACUGCAGCAAAAGAAGCAAGUUCACUGAGAAACUUUAGAUUGAGUUCAGCUCCCAUUGGAUCAGCAGGGGUUAUCUCGGGGGAAUCAGUAGUAGGGGUAUCUGAAGGUUCAGUCGGUGGGGCUUGUAGUAGAUCAGCACUAGUGGCAUCAGGUAGUGUUACCUGUGCAUCAUUAGCAUAUUCCUCCAGGAGAUCUUUGAAAGGAGUCUCUCGUGGAUCAACGGGAAGGGCUUCUGGAGAAUUACUUGGAGGGAUGACCACUGGUGGUUCGUUAGGCAGGUUUUCGUUUGAAGGGACUGCAGGAGAAUUAAGUGUGUCAACGACAACUAUGGGAUCUGUAGGAAGGGCUUCUGUUGGGCCAGUAGGGGAGACCUCUGGAGAUUUACUAGUCUCAACAGCUGCUACUGCAUCACUAGGUAGGACUUCUUUAAGGUCAGUUGCCACGACUUCUGGAGAAUUACUCGUACCAGUGACUACCGGUGGAACAUUGGGGUGGGCCUCUGAUGGAUCAGAAGGAAUGGUUUCUGAAGGAUUAACAGGCGGAUCCACGAUGGGACCCCUAAUCGGCCUUUCUAGUGACUCUGUAAUAGUAAACCCUGGAGGAUCUCUAGGAAGGGCUUUCAGUGGAUCUGCAUCGAGGUACAUUUGUUCGAGUGUGCAAGGGGAAGGAACGAUUGGAUCACAUAAAAGCAAAUCAACAGAUGGGUCUGUAGGGGGGUGUGUAACAAGUGGCCCUUCAGGAGGUAUCUCUGGUGCAGUUGUAGAAGGACUUAUUUCUUCAACACAUAGUCAGAGUCCUAUAUCGACUGGCUCUACUAGCCCCAUGCCGGGACAGCUUCUUCACAGUCAGCCACCUCCCAAACCUCCUCAAGUGACCCCCUUCCAACAAUUUGCAGGAGGGGGCAGGACUACAAGUGGCUUAAAUCUCUUCCACUCCCCUCCACAAGGAUCCCCAUCCCCAAGCAGAGGACAUAAUAGUCAACAGCCUGCUGAUGGUUCCCUAUCAUCCCUUGGUCAUAUUGGCCUGGUGGGCCCUCAGUCAGGAUUCCUUACUCACCAGAUGUCCUUGGAGAGGUCUGCGUUGGCUUCCUUGGCCCAGUACGGUUCAGCAAAUGCCUCUCCAUGCCUUACUCCAGUUGCUCCCAGCCCGACUUUUCAAAGCCCAGUUAUGAGCAGGACUUUCCACUACAGUGACCCCGCCAGUGCCCCAGGAUCCGAAAGUCCUAUGCUCAUGCCUCAAUCCUCUCUUCCAUCAUAUCCUCCGGUCCAGACGCAGACCACAGGAAGAGAUUCUCAGCCAGGUCGCUUUUCAGAGGAUCUAAAGCUGCUAUCCAGCUCGCACCCAUUGCUUCCCCAGGAGGUGGCCCAGGCCUUAGGCCAACAAACUCCCUGCUCCUCCAUGGAAGCAGGUUAUUACCCCUCACCUUUCUCCUCACCAACUCUAAAACCCAAACCUUGUACCUCAGUUCCGGGGCAUAUGACACCUCCAAUCCAGCUUUCUCCAGGGCACUCGCAUCAAACUUGCUCUCCCGGAGCCUCCCCUUCCUCAUCGCUUCGAAGGGGCUCCUCUGCCUACUCAUCGGAUCUAGAAACUCAAACUGUCCGCUCGAAGCUUCCGUCCAAUUUGUGAGGAUUGAUCACACCCUCCUGUGCUCCUCCAAACUGAAACGCAUCCUAUGUCACGUGUGACAUUUUCCCUUUUCUUUUAUCAGAUGUCACUGUGUUCCAUUUUCAUUUGACCUUCUAUUUGCUGUGAUUUCAAAGACACUUUACCAGGUAACACUGUUUUAUGCUCUGUCCUAUCAUUAUUUAUACAUCAUGUAUAUAGAUAGAGAUAUAUUUAAGUGAAAAGUUUAAUCAAGGAGGGUGUGAAAAAGAUCAAUAUUUUACAUGGAUAUACAGUUUCUUUACGCUCCGAAGAUGUUUGCAAGGGACACUUUAGUUGACUGUAUACAAAUACUCAUUUUGUCUGCAGGAACCUAUGCACUAACACCUGCGUUUAAAGCUUCUUAUGUGUCUCAAACAAAAGUUAUCUACAGUUUUGCUAAAACGAUACCGUAUCAUACAGGAUCGCAUAUUGUUGAUUCCUAAAUGUAGAGACUGUGCUUAUUUAUCAUAUGUGUAAACCUUUCAAAAACCUGACGACAAAAAAGAUUUUAGGAAACCAAAAAAGACUUGUAGUGAGGUAAUGUUUCACCUCCUCGUUUCCCUUCCGUAACCCUUGUUUUAUAUCACUUUAUUGUAAUAAUAAUAAUAAUCAUCAUGUUUUUUGAAGCAGGGCGAGAAAGGAUGCUAACGGGCUACCCUCGAUCUCGAGAUAGCUGCAUAUGAGCGGCGGUGACCGUGUCCCGAACACUUUUGUCUUCCAAACCCAUGCCGCUGAUGUGUGUAGAAGGCGUGUGUUGUUGUUCUUCCUGAAUGUGUGCAACUGUUCAUGUAGCGAGUGUACGCGACUCAAUGGAACAGUCGGAUGCAAGGCAGGACUUUUAAGCCGGACCGAAACUGAACAUUUGCCUUUUAUUUAUAGGACUUCCAUGAACCACAGCUUGUCUGUGCAGAGCAGGAGUGGCGAAUAUUUUGUCCUAUCAGGGGCCAUCUUUUUUUAUUUUUAUAAAAUCCUCCAAGGGUCAUUUAUGAUGCGACUGUAGGUUAAUUUUAAGUCUUGAGGCUUUUUUCUAGCAUUGCAUAAUAUCGACAAUUUAUUGCCCACGAGCCAUACGGUCCUUACUCGUUGUAAAUUAUCCAGGUAUUUCCCAAAAAUUUAAUCAAAGACAACUGGACCCCAAAAACAUCCAAUUGCUUUUAACCUACCGUUUGUGUAGUUUAUUAACCACAUUUUGUGUGUUGCAACAUGUAGCGCUUGGACCGUUCCAAGUCCAAACAUACAGUUUUUACAUACUUUACACAAGCUUCAAACCCCUCAGAAUGGACAUAUAACUUGACGUUUUAAUUUGUGCAUAAUUAUCUUCUUGUAUGGCUGCUAUACCGUCAACAUAGGCUCGUCUCCUCACCGUAGACUCGCGUUGAGUUUAAGAUCUUGAAUGUAUGUACAUUUGUGGUCGCUAAAACUCAAGUACUGUAUUACUGAGUGGGACUCUUCCGGAACUUCAAAUGGUCAUUUGGUUUCAAUAUCUUGAGUAUAUGUUUUUUUUACUGGCAAAAAGUUACUGGACACCCUGCAAUUUUAAAGUAGCCUCUUUCCCAGUGAUGAUGUAUUGCAAUACUGUCAGUCUAAGUGAAAGCUGGCGUACAAAAGUAGCUAUAUUGGUUUAGAGCUGUGGUGCCCAUCAGUUCGAUUGAGAGCUACCAGUCGAUCCUGGAGCUUGUGUCAGUCGAUUCCCAGGCUUUAAAAAAAAUUAGAGCUCAGAAUUACCAAUCAUCAGUCUUCACUAUGUCGUUAUUUUUGUCACUUGAUUGACGCAAAUGGCACCCGGGGAUUUUGUGAAAUGACGCUGGCUGCUGCCAAGUCAUUAUGAAAAAAUUAAACAACCUACGAUAACGAGAUAAAUAACUCUUUCGCUUAACACCUGCGGCCAAAAGUCUAAAGACCGACCCCACCGUUCCUGUCUUCACAAUAAAAGGGCUUCUCCAUCAUGCCUGCGCCAACAAAAUAAGGGGUUUCCGAAAACAAGCACAUACAAGCUAGUGAGCUGUCGAAUUACCCUCCAAUAUAUUUCUUGUAAAACGUAUAAAAACGAGUAUGUAAGUUGGACAAAUAAGAAGCUCAAAAAAAACAACCAUAUCAUCUGGUAUUGCAAUGACAGGAGGAUUUAUUUUCUCCUCCACUGGGGAUCCUGUCUGAUUUAAAUUAAUGCAAGUCAUCAGAAUAAGGUACUGCAAUACAUCAACUUAUAACAAGGGAAUUUCUAUGCAUUUAUUAUGUUUUUAAAUACAGGACAGGCCAAAGGUUUAGACACACCUUCUCCUUUCAAUGCGUUUUCUUUAUUUUCAUGACUAUUUACAUUGUAGAUUGUCACUGAAGGCAUCAAAACUAUGACACCUGUGUAGUGAAAACUAUUUCAGGUGACUACUUUUUGAAGCUCAUCGAGAGAAUGCCAAGAGUGUGCAAAACAGUAAUCAGAGUAAAGGGUGGCUAUUUUGAAGAAACUAAAAUAUGAAUCAUGUUUUCGGUUAUUUCACCUUUUUUUUUUUUGCUAAGUACAUAACUCCACAUGUGUUCAUUCAUAGUUCCGAUGCCUUCAGCGACAGUCUACAAUGUAAAUAGUCAUGGAAAUAAAGAAAACGCAUUGAAUGAGAAGGUGUGUCCAAACGUUAGGUCACCUCGAAUUGGUCAUUUGAUAAAUAGCUCUGCGUAGGAGAGAAUGAAAAUGGUUUUGGGACUAUUUUUGACAGAAAAUCAUUGAAAGGGCAUAAACACAGACUUUAUAAUCUACCGAGCUGGAUAGAGAUGAGUAUGUUCUCAACACUUAUUUUUUUAGCUUUUUGAUUGGCUACUUUUCGUGCCAUGUCACAAUUCAUGAUGCCAUGACUGGGGUGGCGAUGGCACUCCCAAUAGACAUAAUAUUUACUAUUGUCCCACAAAACCCAUUUUGAAGCCAAUCAAUUGGACAAAUUCACUCUUAACACACCUCAGACCACAGGACAAUCGUGUAAGGCAAUCAUAUGUGAAAUAAGAUAAUCGGACGUUUACCGUCUUGGGUCGGAAGGCAUGCAGUCGGAACAAAACUGCGGGAUUGUCUGUGUGUGCACCUUGCUUUGUCUUGUAUGAAAACUAAAUACAUGUGGGGAUGUAUCCUAGCCGUGAACCUAGUUGGUUGGUAGCUCAUCACUAAGACACACACACACAUCCAGGUUCCACUUCCACAGCUGAGUCCCCCCUUACUCAGUCACAGCAGCCUAAUUUAACAAGACAUGUCUGUAAUCCCUUGACCCUCACAGAGGUGCGUGGUGACCAUCUCCACUCAUUACACUUCCCAGAAGUCCCCGUAAUGAGGAUGAAAAAGCAAACACGAAGGACAAACUCACAAUUACGGACAAGAUUAGUUUUUUGGGUUUUUUUUUCUCCAAAUACCCUUAAGAUUUGAUUCUAAUUCAACAAGUCGGGACAUUGUUUUAAUACGGCAAAAAGGUAGCAUUGAACGGGCCCAUGCAAGUCAUGGUUGACUUUAACGUUGUGAAGUGGCAAGCAUCCGUAGUUUGAAGGGAAUCGGAAAGUGAAAUCUAUUCAAUUUAGUCACUAGUAAAACAAAUGAUUGCAUACAUUUUCUACCAUGAAUUGAUUAACGUGGACCCCGACUUAAACAAGUUGAAAAACGUAUUCGGGUCUUACCAUUUAGUGGUCAAUUGUACAGAAUAUGUACUGCACUGUGCAAUCUACUAAUAAAAGUAUCAAUCAAUCAAUCAAUCAAUCAAUCAAUCAAAAAACCUACCAUAGGCAAUUUGGGGACGAUCUGACCUUUUGACAACCUGACUCCUGCUAGAUCCUUGCUGACCUCCACACAAGAAUCUGGGCUCGAGGGCCUCGCACACUACUUCAAGAUAGCAAAAAAUAACGAACCAAUCACGAUCACCGGGCGGGAUUUCAUUGAUGUGAAGUAGCACCGAUGGGACUGUUUGAUUCAAACAACAAUGGCGGCACGCAACGAGGAGUCGUGUGCUGACAUUGAUUCUGCUAUUGCAACCGUUUUGCGACCUCGAUCGUCUACUGACAUUGCUGCGUUGUUUCAGUAAAAGUUGUCAGACUUUUCGCUCUGUCGUUAUCUAAUAUGUCUGCUGUUCCGUUUUGGAUUUCCCAGCGUCGCUUUCAUCAGCGUCAUGGGUUGAUUUCGAUGUGAGUGGUUGAAGUAGCACGUCAUUCAAGAUAACGGACAAGUGGUUUAACCAAUCACAUACAAUAUUUUUUUUUUUUUACAAGACACCGCCUUCUGAAAUACAUCUCCUAUUGAGAACUCCCAGAUCCUUGUGUGGAGCUCAGCGAACUACAAGAAUCUGGCAAGAGUCAGGUUAACCUUUUGCAAGGGAUUUGUAGCAAUUUGAUGCUAAUGCGAUUUGUAACUCAUGUUUGGGAAAACUCAUGUAUGAAAAUCGAGACAUUUAAUUCUCGCCAUGGAUGGAAGUUUCAUUUAUGGCGCCCCUUUUCGGUUGUGGUCAGAAUGCUGCGGCUCAAUUGUAUCCUCAGUCCGGCCUAUGAACAUUUUCUUGUUGGCGGACAUUUUUUUUAACCAAUCUUGCUCACAUUUUAUAUGCUUGUCAGUUCCCUCAAGGUGUGUAGUAAAUUCCGCAGUUAUUUAUCUUAAUACCCUGACGUUACAGUGAGUGUUUUCUGUAGCACAUUUAGCUGUGCGAGAAUUUUUAAGUCAUCAUGUAGCAUGCAGUGGAACCUAAUUGGCUUUUGAACAAGGAUCGUAAUAAAAAGGUUUGUAUAUUGAAGCAAAUGUUUCCAUCUGAAAACAUGUAAACACCAGUAAUGGGUUUCAGCCUCAACACAAUCCCAUAUUAUAGUAAAACUUUCAACAAUUCGAACAUAAUUAAACGCGCUAUACAGUACUGCAUAUGAAAUAAACAUAACAAGGUGGUGAUUGAUCAACUUUUCAUUCAAUUACAAAGUCAAAACAACAACAAUUAGCUGAACUGUCGUCGUUUGAGAACACGAACACACACUGUCACUAGCCCUGUGGUGCACUCGCAAUUAAAAAUCACAAAACUCCUUAACUUUAACAGCCAGGUCACUUCAACGAUAUGGAAAAUAAAAUAAAUCCACUUAACCUUGUAUUCAAUAUUCUUGAUUCACAGCGUAAGGUAGGGGGAGGAGCGAAGAGGCAGUGUCGACAACGCUGGGGUUACUUAUUCAAUGUUUCAAACCACACAUCGCUUGUCCAUUGCUUUCUUGGGACUUAUAUUGAUCUCACAUAAACUACAAAAAGGCUUUAAAAAGAAAAAUAAUCACAAAUUUGCCCAGUAGCUAAUGACAGCACUUCUGUGGAUGAAAUGUAAGUACACUGAGAUGGUGUAGGUCUGUGGCUUGUAAAACAAAAAGUUUGUGCAAUGAGGGAGUCAUAAAUCGAAGUUCCACUUUUGUUCAAAAAAUAAAUAGCACGAGCAUAAGCAACAUGUUUUGUAAAAUGUUUGCACUUCUUUGCGCAUCUGUUACACUGUGUGAUGCCCUCAUUUUUUUCACAUGAUUAACCUGAUAUGAGCAACGAUACGAAGUGAAAUCCCCUACAUUGUCACUUUGAAAAACUUAUUCCGUUUUCUUUCUUCACUGCCAACAACAUUCUAACAAUGUGUCGGGGGUUUUCAAAGUGUGGGGCAGUGAUCUUCCCCUGUGAGAAUAUGAAAAUCGAAUGGGCCUUCCCUACUUCUUGAAAAUAUAUUUUCUGGAGCAUUUUACGACUGAGUUGUCACUCUUUACUCAAUCCGUAUGAGCUAGGGAUGUAAUUUAACAUUUCAUGUCACAGUUAUUAUUAAUAUUGUGGUAUUGUUAGAUGUGCUCAAAAAGUACAUAUACCACACACUGAAACCUUAUAAAGCUUUCAAAUAUUAUUUUUUAAUUUUUCCAUACAUUCCAGUCGAUUUAUUUGAAAAUGACAGUAAAUAAAACAGGCACACAACAUCAUACUUGCCAACCCUCCCGAAUUUUCCGGGACACUCCCGAAUUUCAGUGCCUCUCCCGAAAAUCUCCCGAGAAAACUAUUCUCCCGAAUUUCUCCCAAUUUCCUGCCGGACCUGAGUGAGGACAGCCUGUCGUCACGUCCACUUUUCCUCCAUACAAACAGCGUGCCGGCCCAGUCACGUUAUAACAUCUACGGCUUUUGGAGAGUGCACAACUGCACACACAACAAGAAGGAGACUAUUAUAUAUGUCUCCGUUAUUCAUUGGUUUAUCUAUAACCCAUAAAGUAGGCAGGCACGGAGAUAUUUCUCAGCGUGUAUUUAUUCCAGCCGGCACGUUAAUUCACUGACACACAUCAUGCAUUGCUUCAAAAUUACGACAAGUAAUAAUGUCCAAAAAAAGAUAGUGACAGAGAAUAAAAUGAGGAUGGACAAUUCAACCCUAAACUCACUCCUUUUCUGCAAAUUUAAUGUCACAGAUGCUGCCCAUACCUAUCCUCCUUCAAAGGCUUUGCUACUGGCUGCAAAGCAUUGCACUUUCAAAUACAACAAUAAGUAGAGAAGAAUGUUGUGUGUGUAAAUGUGUAAAUAAAU
Messenger RNA from Nerophis ophidion (straightnose pipefish), 11399 nucleotides. Its product is annotated as potassium/sodium hyperpolarization-activated cyclic nucleotide-gated channel 4-like. The record is from RefSeq and is a predicted model, not a curated record. Gene Ontology annotation, molecular function: voltage-gated potassium channel activity. NCBI's taxonomy places the organism in Eukaryota, Metazoa, Chordata, Actinopteri, Syngnathiformes, Syngnathidae. The transcript has 8 exons. Gene Ontology annotation, biological process: transmembrane transport; potassium ion transport. Gene Ontology annotation, cellular component: membrane. The coding region runs from base 311 to 4864 and encodes 1517 amino acids.